This is a messenger RNA of Striga asiatica, 1664 nucleotides long. The record is from the annotation of a GenBank genome assembly. Lineage: Eukaryota; Viridiplantae; Streptophyta; Magnoliopsida; Lamiales; Orobanchaceae.
CUUGUCUAAGUUGGUGGGCCUAUCGCAUAUUGGCAUCAACACUGGACUCUGGAGUCUGGACAGCAAGUUAGCAACGAAGACAAAAAGGGACUAUAGCCAUUUGCAAACGCAGCUCAAAAGCGCCAAAUAUAUUCGAAUCCGGGUUUGGUAUUGAGUAAGUUGUGUUACUUGUGUACAUCCACUGUUGUACAUCCACUGUCUUCAGUCUUCACCAUCUCCGCAACCUUCAAUCGCCAUAUUUCGACACUCAAAGUACCACCUUUUACCGGUGGCGUGAUACACCCAGAUUGUGCCGUUCUCUGCUUCAUCUCGUUCUCAAAUUCGCCGCCGGCCUGUCCGACGCAGGAUUCCAUUUUUCCUCCUCUGUCGACGGCGCUGAUGGACGGAGAAAUCCCCAUAUCAACGAUCGACAAGGAAUUGAGCUGUCCGCGGCUCAAUCCAAAGUCCACCGCAGAUCUACUCUAUUCCGUUGAUGCAUUUCUCUUCGAUUGCGACGGCGUGAUAUGGAAAGGAGAUGCUCUGAUCGAUGGAGUCUCGGAAACUCUGGAUGCGCUUCGAGCCAUGGACAAAAAGUUGGUUUUUGUGACGAAUAACUCCACAAAGUCCAGAAGGCAAUAUGCCGAGAAGUUUCACUCAUUGGGCAUUUCAGUAACUGAGGAUGAGAUAUUCUCCUCAUCUUUUGCUGCAGCCAUGUACUUGAAAGUCAAUCACUAUCCCAAGGAAAAGAAGGUAUAUGUUAUUGGUGAAGAAGGCAUAUUGGAGGAACUAGAGCUUGCUGGUUUUACUGGUCUGGGCGGUCCUGAAGAUUGGAAGAGAACUGUCCAUUUGAAACCAAACAACCUCUUUGAGCAUGACAAACAUGUGGGAGCAGUGGUGGUUGGUCUGGACCAGUAUAUAAAUUUUUACAAGCUACAGUAUGCAACUCUAUGUAUACGUGAAAAUCCGGGAUGCUUAUUUAUUGCUACAAACCGGGAUGCUGUCGGACAUCUCACAGAUCUACAAGAAUGGCCUGGUGCAGGGUGUAUGGUUUCUGCAAUAUGUGGCUCAACUCAGAAAGAACCGAUUGUAGUUGGAAAACCCUCAACUUUUCUGAUGGAAUUUUUAUUGAAGAAAUUCAACAUCCCUACUUCUAGGAUGUGUAUGGUUGGGGAUAGAUUGGACACUGAUAUUUUGUUUGGACAAAACGCCGGCUGUCGAACUCUUCUCGUCUUAUCAGGCGUGACGAAUCUUAGAGAUCUUGGACACUCAUCAAAUCACAUUCUACCAGAAUACUACACUGGCAAGUUGUCAGAUGUAUUUGGUUUAUUCAAUGAGUAUAUGGAUACCUUUUAGAUGGCACUCGGUAAAACUAAGGAUGUAGUGUCAAGUGUUACCUGCAAAUAAGGAUAUGGGACCAUUUAUGCAUCAUUGUGAGAUUUGCUUAUUGUUAAAAUGAUUCCAGCUGCUCAAAUAAUUCACUCAGCCAUCAUCAUUCAUGUGAGGCUGUCAGCCCAUUUUUUAUGUAGCUGUAUAAAUCUUAAAUCUGUACUUUUUAGAGGAAUUUGCACCCCUUACUUCCUCAUAUGAAAUAAAUUAUAAUUAUGCACCCCUUUUACAAAUAUUUGUAUAAUUACCUAAACAAGCCUAAAUAUUUGCUAUUAUACCUAAACAGUAAAAUUAAGUUA